Molecule: messenger RNA, 759 nt
Organism: Metarhizium acridum CQMa 102
Lineage: Eukaryota; Fungi; Ascomycota; Sordariomycetes; Hypocreales; Clavicipitaceae
Source: RefSeq, a predicted model, not a curated record
AUGAGACCGCACCCCGAAACAUCCGCUGUCCCCUCCUCGUUCCCAACCAAGACUCCCGCCACAGACCCCAAGGAACCACCGUGCGCUCAGUCUCAAGACUUCACCCUGCCCAGGCUACGCCUUGAGAUUCGAGACCUCGCCCACCCGGGCGCCAACCUCGCCCUCGCCUCCGUCGACGCCGCCGAAACCAUCACCACCGCCGCCCGCAACGUCCUCCGCCUCCUCUACACCUCCCCCGCCUCCCCAACCACCACGCCGCCGCCAACCCGCUCCGUCACCCUCAUCCUCCGCGACAUGCCGGGCGUAGCCUGCACAACAGGCACCGAGCUCGACGACGACCACAAGGAGGUGCACUUCUCGCUGAACCACAUCGCCGGCACGAGCAGGCAGCGCACCGACCAGGAAAUCGCCGGCGUCAUCACCCACGAGCUCGUCCACUGUCUGCAGUGGAACGCAUUCGGCACCUGCCCCGGCGGCCUGAUCGAGGGCAUCGCCGACUGGGUCAGGCUGAACUGCGGCCUGGCGCCGCCGCACUGGAAGAGGGACGACGUCGCCGACAGGUGGGACGCGGGCUAUCAGCACACGGCCUACUUUCUCGACUACUUGGAGAGGACGCGCGGGGACGGCUUCGUGGCGAGGCUCAACGAGAAGCUGAGAAUCGAAAAGUACUCUGAGAGGAAGUUUUGGAUAGAGUUGACGGGGCGCACCGUUGGCGACUUAUUUGCCGACUAUGUCGAGAGUCUCAACCUUGGGCAGUAG